AUUAAAUUUAUAAAUGGUGGCAGUUUUUUUUUCAAGUGUGAUUAUAAAAAAUGGCUAGUGUCGGGUUCAGAUGGCUAGACAUACUAGAAAAAGAGUUUGACAAAGCCUUUGUAGACUUAGAUUUAAGCAUUAGUGAAUUGGAAUCCGAAGAUCCUGACUUGGUAUAUAAUGUUCGUCAAAAGAUAUGCACGCUGAGUUCCUGUUUUGCACAGCUAACACAUAAAGCUCAAACUAUUUUUCAGAAUAGUGCAAAAGUUGAGGCGGAGUUGAUUCAUAUGCGAGCCGAACUCACGGAAUCGAAAUCAAAAAGAGAAGUAUUGGAAACCGAACUUCACCAUUUGCUGCUUCAGCUACAUUCCUCGCAGCUUUCUAGACUACCGGACACUCUAGGAAACAAAAGGCUCGACCAGUAUAUAAAACCGGAAAUCAAUGUGAUAAAGCAAAAGUUAGAGGCUGAAAUUAGACAAAGUCCCCUUCGUGGAGCACUUAAAGAUGCAGAUGAACUAAAAUUUAGCCCAUCGCUAUUAGAACCAGCACAAUAUAAAGCUAACAUCGUACAGUUACAAUCGGAAAAUUCCGCCUUGAGAAAUGAACUGCUUGCCCUUACAAGCGAAGUUUAUGGCGCUAAAUUGGCCGCUAAAUACCUGGAUAAGGAACUUGCUGGAAGGAUACAGCAGUUACAACUACUAGGUAGGGAAAUGAGAGGAGAUGUACGUGAUAAACUAUGGAGGCAACUGGAGUCUGAAAUUCUGUUACAACGGCACAAAACUGUGGUGCGAGCUUGUAGAAGAAACAGCGCUUUAAAUGGUACAAACAAAUGUUCUAAACCUGAAACGGAAUCAAAUCCGGAAGCGACUGAACAUUUCGGCGAUAUAAGAAGUGUCUUAGUGAAAAGAAAGCCCGAUCAAGGUUUAGGAAUUAGUAUAACUGGCGGCAGAGAACAUGGAGUUCCCAUUCUUAUAUCGGAAUUAGAACCCAAUGGACCAGCUGCUGUAUCCGAACAACUGUAUAUCGGCGAUGCAAUAUUAUAUGUAAAUGAUAUAGAUUUGAGAAAUGCUUGCCAUAGAGAAGCAGUAAGUAUUCUGCAACAGCAACAAGGAGAUUGCACGUUACAGGUUCAAUACAUAGCAGCUGACGAAAGUGAUAAUUCUCUAGAAGAGGAUGGUUUUAAUUUUAGAUUUUUCGAUGAAAAUGUUUGUGAUACUAACAAUGCAACUAACUAUAAAGUGACUGAAGAGAUAGUUAUCACCCCUACAGCCCCUAGGACGCCAGAAUCAAGUUCUGGUAGUAGGUGAGUCCAAAUGACAAUUGACGAAGAACUCUGUAUAUAGUAUUAUACAAAAAAAAACUAUUUGCAUGAAAUUUAUGCAGUAUUUUUAUUCCUUAUUUUUUAUAUUAUAUUCUGUUAUAUGUGUUUGAUUUUUGAUAUUUAUAAUUUCUAGAGUAGAGCGUAAAUCAAACUCAGUUUUUAUAAGAUCUCUGUGUGCUUUUUAUUUGUAUUCCAAGAAUGUGCUAUUUUUCUUUAAAUAUGUUAGAAUAUAAUUUUGUUAGCUUUAUGUAUAUUUGCAUUCCAAAUGUAAAAAAAA
Messenger RNA from Psylliodes chrysocephalus, 1586 nucleotides. The record is from the annotation of a GenBank genome assembly. NCBI's taxonomy places the organism in Eukaryota, Metazoa, Arthropoda, Insecta, Coleoptera, Chrysomelidae.